UUGGACGACAUGAGAAUUGCGAAAAAGAGGACUGCCAUCCGAACGACCCCAAGCUCACAAAAUCGAGCUGGAGCCCGGCGCGCAGCCCACUGUACGAACCCAAUGGCGCCUGAAUCAGCCCGAACUCCACGAAUUACGGAACCAGCUGGACUACCUGCUGACAAAAGGGUUCAUUCGGCCAAGCACAUCCCCGUUCGCGACACCGAUCCUAUUCACUCCAAAGUAGGACGGCUGACUUCGCAUGUGUACGGACUAUCUUACGAAUACACGGUGAUGCCGUUUGGAUUAACGAACGCCCCCUCGACGUUCCAGCUCACCAUGAACGGGGUGUUUCGCAAUCUACUCGACAAAUGCGUGAUCAUAUAUUUGGACGACAUCCUGAUUUACAGCAGGACCCGGGAGCAACAUCUCAAGGACUUGGAAGCGUUUUUUCGGCGGCUACAGCAGCAUCGCCUCAUCACCAAGGGCUCCACGUGCGAGUUUUUAAAACAAGAACUGGAGUUCCUAGGGCACAUGAUCUCUACGGAGGGGAUUCAAAUAGACCCAAAAAAACUCAGGGCUAUUCAGGAGUGGAAACCACCGACAAACCUGCAGCAGCUGCAAUCAUUUCUGGGCUUUGUGAAUUACGUGAGAUGGUUUAUACCCAACAUGGCGGGGUUAAGUGGACCUCUAACUGACCUAUUGCAGAAGGGGACUUCUUACGAGUGGGGGGAGAAGCAGCAAGCUGCAUUCGAGGCAUUAAAAAAACUUUUAAUGUUGUCACUAGUGCUUCGCAUCGCUGUCCCGGAACGGCCCUUCGAAGUCAUCACCGACGCAAGUGACAUCGCCAUCGGAGCAGUGCUCAUGCAAGAUUUCGGCAAUGGCCUUCAACCAAUCGCGUACGAGUCUCGGAAAAUGCAAUCUGCUGAGCGCAACUACCCGGUACACGAGAAGGAGAUGCUGGCGAUCGUCCACGCGUUCAAAAUCUGGAGGUGCUACCUGACUGGCGCAGAUGUGACGGUGCGAACCGACCAUAAAUCUCUACAGUACUUGAGGGCGCAGCCGAAUCCCAACCCGCGGCAGAUACGCUAGCUGGACUAUCUGGAGUCUAACUUCACGU
This is a messenger RNA of Closterium sp. NIES-67, 1099 nucleotides long. The record is from the annotation of a GenBank genome assembly. Lineage: Eukaryota; Viridiplantae; Streptophyta; Zygnematophyceae; Desmidiales; Closteriaceae.